Messenger RNA from Verticillium alfalfae VaMs.102, 2661 nucleotides. Its product is annotated as quinate repressor. The record is from RefSeq and is a predicted model, not a curated record. Gene Ontology annotation, molecular function: 3-phosphoshikimate 1-carboxyvinyltransferase activity; shikimate 3-dehydrogenase (NADP+) activity; 3-dehydroquinate dehydratase activity. Gene Ontology annotation, biological process: chorismate biosynthetic process. The coding region runs from base 1 to 2661 and encodes 886 amino acids. The transcript is spliced from 2 exons. NCBI's taxonomy places the organism in Eukaryota, Fungi, Ascomycota, Sordariomycetes, Glomerellales, Plectosphaerellaceae.
AUGACCAUCGCAGGCAUCAAGAGGCCACUAUCAGCCGUUGAGCUGGAUGGCGAACAUGGAUUACAUCGCAAGAUCACUCGAGUCAACGGCUACGAGUCGGAUGGUAUCGGAACUCGAUCCGCACCAGAGCGACACAAUGGAGGUCAUUCGACCAGCAUAUCGCGAGACAUAUCACGAGAUAUAUCCCGAGACUCAACACCUGGUCCUAUUCUCCACCGACCUAGCGAGCCACCUGCCUUUCCCGCCGAUGUCUCUGUCGUCCUGACUGGCAUUCGAGGCUCUGGCAAGUCGACGCUGGCCAUCAUUGCAUCAACGGCCAUGAAGAGGAGAGCCCUCGACUGCGAAAAGGCAUUUCAACAAGCCACCGGCUCGACCAGUCUGGCUUACAAGAGAGAACAUGGACCUGUUGAAUGUCACCGUCGCCAGGCCCAAAUCCUUCGCGAGGUCCUGACCCAACACGCCAAAGGCUGUCUCAUCGUCUGCUCAUGGAUGGAGCGUGCUGUGCAAAGCCUCCUUCGUGAUUUCGCCAGGACGCAUCCAGUAGUCCACAUUCUCCGGGACGCGAAAGCCAUCCAGGAACACCUCAAGAUUGACGACGACGACAAAACGCGCAAUCUUUUGAACGCCAGCAGCGCCAUCUUCCGCAGCUGUAGUAACCUCGAGUUCUUCAACGUAUCCGAGUCACCAGUCGAGGCGUCCAAGACGCACUCACCCAGGGGCAGCGUCCCCUCGAACCAAAAGCCACCAGCGCCAUACCUGACUUUGAAGCGUGCCGAGCGCCAUUUUCUCAAAUUCCUCUCACUCGUCAUGCCGACUGGUUCCAUCCCAUUCAUCGAGUCUGCCUUUCCUCUGGCCUCCAUUCCUACCGAGGAUCGACGCUUCACUUAUGCCCUCUCCGUGCCUCUCUCGCGAUUACUUCGUGACGAGGUCGAUAUUGAGGAUCUAGAGACCGGAGCUGAUGCCAUUGAAGUUGUGGUAGACGACAUUGCUUUGGCGGUGAGCAAGACGGGACAGGCACCAACGCUCGACUCGGAGAAAGCCAAUGAUAUUUCAAGAGUAAUCGGCUACAUACGAAGAAGCACCGUCAUCCCCAUCAUCUAUCAUGUUGUUCUGCCAGCAACUACGCUCGACAGCUCGUCCCUUGAAACAGUUUACAUGGAAUAUCUCUUCCACGGUCUGCGACUCGUACCCGAAUACCUUACCGUCGAUCUGAGGCUGGGCGACUAUGAAAUGUCUCAUGUCGUCGCCUUGAAGAGGAAAUCCAAGAUCAUGGCACACUUUACCUGUGCUGCGGUCAACGGCCCAACAUGGCAUGAUCCUGUCUGGCUCUCACAUUACCACCGUGCCCGAAGCCAAGGCUGUGAUGUCGUUCGUCUCAUCAAGCCAGUGACGACCAUCAAGGACAAUUUCGACGUCGAUCGGUUCAAGGGACAGGUUGAGGCUUUGGAUGGUCGCCACAUGCCUUUAGUAGCGUACAACUCAGGGCCACGGGGACGACACUCGGCCUGCAUGAACCACGUCCUCACAAGUGUUGUUUCGGAGCCUCGACUGAACAAUGGUGGUGCACCCGAUGAUCUGGGCCAGCCUCUUAUCACUGCGCAGCAGGCGACUCAGGCACUGUAUGGGUCAUUCUUGUUCGAUCCCAUGAAGCUUUAUGUCGUCGGUGCCAAGGUUGACUACAGUCUUUCCCCAGCCAUGCACAACGCGGCCCUGCAGGCUCUUGGGAUCCCCCACGAUUACCGCCCUUACUCCACGCCGACACUUCGGGGAUUGAAAGACCUGAUCGAGGACCCGUCCUUUGCCGGUGCCUCAGUCGGCCUGCCCUUCAAGGUUGAAAUCAUCACCUUGACGCAUUCUCUUAGCCGUCACGCGCGGGCCAUCGGUGCGGUCAAUACACUAAUCCCCGUCCGACGACUGAAUCCAGACGGCACGAUUCCCGAGGACGAGAAAUUGUUCAAUUGUCGCAACCGCGCCGGUCCCGUCCGGGCAUUGUAUGGAGACAACACUGAUUGGGUCGGCAUCCGGGCCUGUCUUCGCCGUGGACUGUCCCCCGCGAACGCGGUGCGUCCGACUAGCUGUGGCCUCAUCAUUGGUGCUGGCGGUAUGGCAAGAGCGGCCAUCUACUCUAUGCUGCAGCUUGGUGUGAGGAACAUCGUGGUCUGGAAUCGUACAAUUGCCAAUGCGGAGAAGAUGGUCAGCCAUUACACACAACUCCUCUCUCGUCGCGACCUGCCAUUUCUGAGCGCCAGCUCGGAGAUCGAAACACGUUUCCACGUCCUUGGAAAGCUCGACGAGCCAUGGCCAGCAGAAUUCCGGUCGCCAACUCUCAUAGUUUCCUGCAUCCCGACGCACAGUAUCGGCGAUGUGCCAGCACCCAAUUUCGUGGCACCAUCCGCCUGGCUGGAAAGCCCUACAGGCGGUGUCCUUGUCGAUCUUGGGUACAAAACACUCGACACGCCCAUUCUCGACCAGGUUCGCAAGCUUUCUCACAAGGGCUGGGUUACAAUGGAUGGCCUCGACCUCCUGCCGGAACAGGGCUUUGCGCAAUUUGAGCUCUUCACCGGCCGGCGUGCACCGAGGCGACUUAUGCGGCGACAUGCUUUGGCGCAUACACCGACGAACAGGGCCAGUCGAACCUUGCUCAAUUGCAACCCAGGCUGA